AUGAAAGUUUUAAAUUUAAUAAUUCUUGCUCAGUUAGCAAAUGCGUUAACUAUUGAUCAUGCAGCAAUUUCUCAACCAAGUGAUGAAGUCAUUUCUCAAUCUGGAAUUCUUGGAGAUGGAAUGAAAACCAAGUAUCUGAUUAAAAAAGGGAUUAAAAUUAGAGCUCAAGGGGUUGGUAAUGAACAAACCCCUCAAGUUUUGAGCCCUGAAAAUAUUGUUGGGGCUGGUAUUGAUGCUAAUGUUGUCGUUGGUGCUGAAGGUAAUGGUAUUACACCAAAUACUCAGCAACCACAAAGAGUUGAAUUGGCAGCUCGUGGAUUUGGUGAAAUUUUUUGGCAAUUGAUUAAUAUUGGUAAAGAAUUGACUAUGGAAAAGGUUGCUAUUUUGAAGGAAAUUUUAGGUUUAUUGGAUAAGAUUAAAACAAUUAGAAAUGGUACUGGUUAUAAUAAACCAAUGAUUCCUGAAUGGGAUGGUAUUUAUCAACCAGUGAAGAUG
Messenger RNA from Candida tropicalis MYA-3404, 495 nucleotides. RefSeq lists its product as uncharacterized. The annotation marks the transcript as partial. The transcript has a single exon. Lineage: Eukaryota; Fungi; Ascomycota; Pichiomycetes; Serinales; Debaryomycetaceae. The record is from RefSeq and is a predicted model, not a curated record.